Messenger RNA from Rhodofomes roseus, 744 nucleotides. RefSeq lists its product as uncharacterized. The record is from RefSeq and is a predicted model, not a curated record. Lineage: Eukaryota; Fungi; Basidiomycota; Agaricomycetes; Polyporales; Fomitopsidaceae. The transcript has 5 exons. Bases 185 to 703 code for a protein of 172 amino acids.
CCUCAGGCUAGCCCACCCAAUGCUUGAAUGCAUGCCUUCUGGUCGCUCGAACCUUCAAGAAAGGAGUAGCACAUCAUCCUUUCCGGCCGCGGCGGUGUCCAGGACGGGUCGCGGGGUUAGACAGGUUCACUGACAAGCAAUGUCGCCCCUUGACCGUCGUGACAAGGUUUCACCUCCGUGCUAAAUGUCAAUCACUCACAGCGAGGCCUUUUCACUUCCACGACCUCGAUCGACAGCAAGAUGGUCUAUCGAGCCUCCGGCGUGCAAUGUACUGCACCUGAAACGUCAAUGUGGCCUCGGGACCCUCGUAGUACCCUGCCAAGCCUCGUUAUCGCCUCACGCCACCGUGGCGGUCAUGAAGCUCCAGCGCACAAGACACGCUUCGACUGGCCACCACCUGCGCGUCAAAGUGACUAGUUUCCACAUGUCUGUUCGUCGGGCAGAUGCGUCUCGUCCAGGUCGAGGUUCAUGCUUGUUUGGCUGUCGAAGGCAUCCUGCCGAUGUUGUGCGGUUCCUGCCAGAGCCAUCGCGUUCGUCUCGCAAACAUCAGUACUGUCCGAUACCUGACCCAAACGUUGGUUAUUGGUUAGUUGCGGGGAAUUCCAGUACAGAGGCUCUGGAACAUCCACCUUCUUGGUUUUUCGUGUUCGCGGUCAUAUUGGCCAUCACUCUGUGGCUCGUUCUGUGUCCAACAUGGAGCUAGAUCAAACUCAGAGCUUAUUGUCUGUGAUUGUUGGUUGCGCG